CUGCAUCAGUCGAUGCCUGCGCGCGAAGCUGGCUGCAGCACAUGAAAAUGUUGAUUUGAUAGCAGGCCUCGCUCCUUGUCAACCCGGAAAUUUAAUCUUACCUCCUUCCACCCGUUAUUAUCCUCAUCCUGCGUAUAUUCUCCAUCAUCCUACCUCUAAGGGAGCAGGCGCAUGUGCUGAUCGGGAGAUUGCGCCACGGCUGCCACGGUACCGUAUCAUCGUUCUGCAUCGCUUCAAGUUAUCUUGCUCCCGGUGAAUGAAUUGAGCGUCGGGGAGGAUUCGGGAGAGCGUAGACCUGGUUCGUGAGCAGAGUCUUUCGCGGUCGACAGCCAUGACCGAGCCCCAGUACGACGCCCGCAGUACCAUGGUGAAGAAUAAACUGGAGAAGCAGGAUGAAAUUGAGGUGCAGUCGGAUGAGGAGGAGGAGACGGUCAAGGAGCAACCGCCAGCCGUACCACCGGCCAAGCAGACAUCACGACGUAAGUCCAAGAAGGGCACAUCGCCCCAUCCCGAACGACCACCCAAUCCGCGGAUUGUGGCGGAGAAGCUGCCCAAACAGACGAGUGCUCCAUCGGGCGGUGAAAAGAGCCUGAUGAAAUCGGAAGGUGAUGCGCACGCGAGAAAAUCAUCGGUGCCCGUGGCACAUGUUCACAUUACGGAAACCGGGGAGUUUCAUAAGCGCAGCGAGCUGGCCACACCGCAGCGCCAUUUAGGCUCGCUGGCCUUUUCGAGCCUGUCAACCGAAGAAUCAUCGAUCUGUGAUGCGGAUGCUUUAAGCCGGCACAUGGGAACAUUAUCCCUUCAAGGAUCUUUACAAGACGAAUCUUAUGGAACGACUGACCGGAAUACGGAAGAGUUUGCUACGACGGCGGAGUUCCUUAUGCACACAUGGCACACCAAUCAUAAGGAUCGACAGUUUCUACUACAGAAUGAGAAACUCUUGGAAGAUCUGGUUAAUGGGCGCGAAGAGCAUUAUGUGGGCGGACUGAACUCCUAUUACCGCAUGCUACUGCACCGUCUGGCGGAUGUGUGGGGUGUGGAACAUAAUCUUGUCAGUGUCAAUGGCCAGGCGAAGAUUUCCUUGAAAAUUACGGAGGAUAGUAAAAAGCCGGAUCAAUUAUUCCGUGAUAUGGCCGAUAGAGUGCCUGAUGAGCCGGGCAAGGCAUUAUUGAAGCGGCCUAAAAAUAAUUCCCUACCGGAAAGCAACUCACUGCCGGCUCCCGCGCAUGUCAUGCGUCCGGCCAGAUCCCUGGAAGAACGUCAGGCCCAUUAUGAUCAGGUCCGCGAACGGAUAUUCAACACCGCGGAUCACGGGACGGACAACAUGCCAAAACCAUACGGACUGGAUCCGCAUCAUGGUGAGAGGUCGGAUGGCAAUCAUGUUGGCUAUCAUCGGUCCCGGAGUGCCAUUAGCGAGACCGGCAGUGAAGCAGCAUUCGACGAACAGCACCAGAAUCGGCUGGCAUACGGCCAAUUUGCCGGUCGACCUAUCAUGGUGCAGCCGAUGGGCAUGUACCCGUCGCCCUACAUCUAUCCCGGCCCGAUGAUGAGCUACGGGAACCCGGAGAUGGCCGUGGAUGCCAGUGCGUACGCGGGGGGCUACGUGGGCGCCCAGCCGCCCUACUAUCCCAUGUAUGGACCACAGUAUGUGCCCGCCCAGUCCCUGGUGUAUCCCGGAGUGGCCUAUGGGCAGCAGCAGACGUUCCCGCAACAGUACUUUCCUGCACAGAACACGAUGGAUCCCAGCCAAACUCCUUCAAUGUAUGACCAACCUGCCGGCCAGUAUCUGUACGCUCCUUACCCCGCCCCGCCCCUGGAGAUGCCCGUCACCGGCCCCGGUCCGCAUACUGCCUACCUCCCGCAUCCGGCGGCCACGGAGUCACAACCCUAUAUGUACGAUCCCAAUCCGCGACAGGCGCCACCCACCCCCACUCAGGAUCCGCGCUUCGGGCCGCCGCUGAUCCGGCAGCCGCUGCUGGACCACCCCGAAGCGGCACGGGCCGUCGGCGGACAUCCGCAUGAAGGGUGGAUUAUUCCGCUGCAGCUGCCCGGUCAGCCGGGCGGCGGGAUGUUCCUAAAGAUCCCGGCGCCCCGACCGCCACCGCCGGCGGCCAACCAGGCGGCGGCGACGGGCGAUGGUGUAGCGCGACAGUCGUCGAGUAGUGGACGGAGUUCGGCGGAGAAUGUCGGGUAUUACAAGCAGGAGUACCGGUCUCCGUCGCCCAAGGAGGGCAAUCAGGCCGAAGGGAAUUAGUGGGCCGUGGCGGGCGUUUUGCUAACCAAAGUGUGUGCUGUGCGGGAUGUUGUUUGUUGCGCGCGCGUUUAUUAACAAACAGAAUGUGAUACUUACCCCAAGUGGAACUUAAUUUUGCUUCGGCGCGGGUGGGUUGACUUUUUAGAGAUAAUUGUCGUGGGGAAAUGUAAUGGUUUUAUUUUUGCGAUUGAUGAUGUGGAGUAUUUUUGUGGAGAAACGGCGAGAGAGGUGCUUUUUAUCGGGUGGUUUCUUGGUGUGGAGGAGGACGUGUUGAGUGUCCCCUGAAAGAAUCCCGGCGCGUUGUCUGUGGUAGAAGACGUGUUAUUUUGAUUUUUUUGGGAACCGGUUCUUAACCUAAUUUGUGUCUGUUUUUAAUAUGAUAACGGUGAUGUUGUUGUUUUGCGUUUUUCUGGAUAGUAGUAAUUAGACUAGUGAGAAUGAGAAGGAAAUGGGUCUUCACUG
Messenger RNA from Paramacrobiotus metropolitanus, 2716 nucleotides. Its product is annotated as R3H domain-containing protein 2-like. Gene Ontology annotation, molecular function: nucleic acid binding. The transcript has 11 exons. The coding region runs from base 332 to 2254 and encodes 640 amino acids. The record is from RefSeq and is a predicted model, not a curated record. Lineage: Eukaryota; Metazoa; Tardigrada; Eutardigrada; Parachela; Macrobiotidae.